Penicillium alfredii is the source of this 741-nucleotide messenger RNA. Its product is annotated as HAD family hydrolase. The record is from RefSeq and is a predicted model, not a curated record. Lineage: Eukaryota; Fungi; Ascomycota; Eurotiomycetes; Eurotiales; Aspergillaceae. The coding region runs from base 1 to 741 and encodes 246 amino acids. The transcript has a single exon.
AUGGCAGACAAUAGCUCUCUACAAUCAAGAUGGUCCACCAAAAAAUGGUUCGGCUUCGACCUCGACAACACCCUCCACACCUUCCGGCACGCCUCGGCACGAGCUUCGACAAGCGUAUUCGAAGCAAUCCGCGCCGAGAUGGGGUCUCGAGUCAAGAUAGCGAGCCUCCGAGCCAGCUACAAGGAAAUCCUGCGGAGCGGCACUGCGCACGCCUUCACCGACGGCCGCAGCUCGGCUGAGUACCGGCGUGAACGUUUUGCGCAGCUUCUACAGACACACCAAAUCGCUUUUGACGAUGCCCAGAUGGAGCAUCUACUCGACAUCUAUCGUGUUUCCUUGCAGGCACACCUGACACUCAAGCCGGGUGCACUCGAUCUCCUACGCGUGCUGCGCGGCCUUGACAAGAAGGUUAUUGUGGUUACCGAGGGUCCUGCCGAUGCGCAGGAGUGGACAGUUCGCGAGCUCGGGCUGUGGCCCUGGAUUGAUGUGUUGGUUACUACUAAUGAGGUCGGGAAGGCCAAGGUGGAUGGAUUGUUUGGGGUUGUGUUGGACAAAUAUCACAUCAAGGCUAAUGAGAUGGUCUAUUUUGGGGACCAUGCGCUGCGCGAUGUACAAGCUGCUGCCGCAGAAGGCAUCCUGGCAGUGCUGUAUGAUGAGACACAAGAAAGUCAGCUGGAUGAUCUCGAGUCUCUACGAGUCGAUUCUUGGGUGACGGUGCAAAAUAUACUCGUUCGAGAGUGA